Molecule: messenger RNA, 1367 nt
Organism: Impatiens glandulifera
Lineage: Eukaryota; Viridiplantae; Streptophyta; Magnoliopsida; Ericales; Balsaminaceae
Exons: 8
Coding region: 37-1248 (403 amino acids)
Biological process (GO): collagen metabolic process
Molecular function (GO): iron ion binding; oxidoreductase activity, acting on paired donors, with incorporation or reduction of molecular oxygen; L-ascorbic acid binding
Source: RefSeq, a predicted model, not a curated record
UCUUUAAUUAAAAUUUUGUGCUCCGUGAAGAACAAGAUGGCGAAUGAUGAUCAUCCCCGUCUCAUUAUUCCCAAUUUUCUUUCUCUAGCCGAAUGCAAGGAACUUGAAUUCAUCCAUCAGAGCUGCGGCGCAGUUGGGUAUAGACCAAAUGUCUUCUCCACUACUCUUUCUCAUCUUAUUGCCACCAACUGUGGUCACUUUCUUAUGCCUUUUGUACCCAUUCGUGAGAGGCUGAAGGAGAAAGUGGAGGAGUUCUUUGGGUGUGAGUUUGAGCUUUUUAUUGAAUUCACUGGCUUAAUUAGUUGGUGCAAAGGAGCUAGUAUUGGCUGGCACAGUGAUGAUAACAGGCCUUAUUUGAGACAAAGGGAUUUUUCUGCAGUGUGUUAUUUGAACAAUCAUGGUGAAGAUUUUAAUGGAGGGCUUUUUCAUUUCAAGGAUUCAGAACCUGAAACUCUCAUUCCCAUGGCUGGUGAUCUAGUUGCUUAUACCGCAGACAGCAGAAACAUACAUUCUGUUGACGAGAUUACGGAUGGAGAAAGACUUACAUUAACAUUAUGGUUUACCCGUGAUAAUUCCCAUGAUGAGGAUGCGAAACUUAUUUCUUUUCUCACACAGAACCAUUUAACAUGUUCGCUUCAUCCUUCUUUCCUGCCCUCACCAGCAUCAAGCAAAAUGUACUGGUUUCCCCCUGAUGAAUCUUCAGGCUACCAAUCAAAAGGAUUUGAUAUUCGCUUUGCAAGACUGCAUACUCUUGGAUUCGGUCUCUUUUGUCAUAUGGGUCAAAGAAAUAUUUCAGAAUCCGAUCCUUCUGAUGAUUUUAUGGAAAGAUUGAAUGAUCCUUUGAUGAUAACAAGGGAAAAUAAUAUGUUUGACAAGGAAUUUCUCAACAUAUCACAUAUCCUUCAGGUUAUAUUAUUCUAUCAUUGGCAGGCUUCCAAUCUGCAAGGAGAAGAGAAGAAUGUUGAAAACCCAAAUGUGUUAGUGGUACCAUUAUCCCAACUGCAGAUUGACAAAGUGAACAUGCUGAAACACACUUUUCUCAAGGAUGAAGAACUGGCUAAGGCAUUGUUUAGUUUCAAAUUCAUCGCGAAUUGGCAACAAUUUCCUCUUGGUUCGGCCCAAUUUGGUGCUGCAGUUGAUGAAUGGGAAUUGUAUUGUAUUAAGUUAUGUAAAGAGCUUUCGACAAGCUUAUCGCACUGGAGAAGGCAUGGAUCUAUUUUCUCGGUCGCAGACUCUUGUAGAGAUUAAGAUUGAGAAGCUUGAAAGCAUUUUUGAGUGAUAUUAUAAUUUUAUAUAUAUUUGCCAAUUUUAUAAAACUAUUAUUUUGGAUUAAAGUUUUGAAAAUGGUAUUGUUGAGUUUUUCUUAA